This is a messenger RNA of Fusarium oxysporum Fo47, 684 nucleotides long. RefSeq names its product cutinase. Bases 1 to 684 code for a protein of 227 amino acids. The transcript has 3 exons. The record is from RefSeq and is a predicted model, not a curated record. Gene Ontology annotation, molecular function: hydrolase activity. NCBI's taxonomy places the organism in Eukaryota, Fungi, Ascomycota, Sordariomycetes, Hypocreales, Nectriaceae.
AUGCGCGCUUCUCUCGACUCCACUCUUCUUAUCCUCGCCAACGUCUUGGCAGUCGAGGCUCAGUCAUGCCCUGAUAUUCACAUCUUUGGCGCCCGUGAAACUUCAGUUGCGCCAGGCUUUGGCUCAGCUGGUCAGCUAGUCGAUAUGAUCAAGGCUGAUCACCCUGGCGCAACUUCAGAGGCAAUUGACUACCCUGCUUGCGGUGGCCAGGCUUCAUGUGGCGGCGUUCAGUAUGGUGACUCUGCGAAACAGGGUACUCAAGCUGUCACCACUGCUGUGAAUGGUCUCAAUCAGCGCUGCCCUCAGACAAAGAUUGUCCUGGUCGGUUACUCUCAGGGUGGCCAAAUCAUGGACAACAACAUCUGUGGAGGCCCUGACUCUGGAGCUGGCAUUUCUGAUUCAUCCGUUCCUCUCUCUGCUAGUGCAGUUCAACAAGUUAAGGCCGUUAUCAUGCUGGGUGACCCUCGAUUUGUGAGCGGCCUAUCUUACGGAGUCGGUACCUGCACCGCUGGCGGCUUUGAUGCACGACCUGCAGGCUUCAGCUGCCCUAACGCCGAUAAGGUCCAGAUCUACUGCGAUUCUCAGGAUCCCUUCUGCUGUAAUGGAAACGACUCCAACCACCACCAACAAUACGUCAGCAUCUACGGAAAAGAGGCCUUGGCGUUUGUCAACAGCAAGCUAUAA